Messenger RNA from Oreochromis niloticus (Nile tilapia), 2333 nucleotides. Its product is annotated as Na(+)/H(+) exchanger beta-like. The transcript is spliced from 12 exons. Gene Ontology annotation, molecular function: potassium:proton antiporter activity; sodium:proton antiporter activity. Bases 121 to 2061 code for a protein of 646 amino acids. Gene Ontology annotation, cellular component: plasma membrane. The record is from RefSeq and is a predicted model, not a curated record. NCBI's taxonomy places the organism in Eukaryota, Metazoa, Chordata, Actinopteri, Cichliformes, Cichlidae. Gene Ontology annotation, biological process: regulation of intracellular pH; sodium ion import across plasma membrane; potassium ion transmembrane transport.
GCAGGGCAGGGAUAGAUUCUGGUAGCCCGACUGGAAAAAUCUCUAGCCCCGGGACGUCGGGCUAGCGAUUUUGCGAGCCCUGUGGUUAAAAUGUACAUUCUUUAAUCCAUCUUGCUCAAGAUGGACAACAGGUUGGCAAUGCUCUUGCUGAUGGUUUUGGGCCUUGCCCAUGAUGUUACCAGCUCCAACCACCCUUCUCCACCAACGGCACAUGCAACAUCAGCUAACAUCAGCACUAACGGCACUGGAAGGAUUUUUCCACUUCUUUAUUUAGACUAUGGAAAGGUUCAAAUUUCAUUUGAGGUUGCAAUGUGGAUCCUGCUUGCUUCUCUUUUGAAAUUAGGGUUCCAUCGGCUUCCACAUAUAUCCACCCAUGUGCCUGAUAGGUGCCUUUUUAUUGUGGUGGGCUUGGUGUUCGGGGGACUCUUUAGGGCUGGUGGACAGGGAGUCCCACAAAUCCUCCACAAAUUAUUUUUCCUUUGCCUGCUGCCCCCCAUCAUUUUGGACGCUGGCUACUUCCUGCCCAUCGAACCCUUAUUCAAGAACCUGGGCAGAGUUUUAUUAUUUGGCUUUGUGGGUUCCAUUUGGAAUGGAUUCUUUGUUGGGGGCAUUCUUUAUGGAGUGUGUAGGAUUGGCACAGGCAGUACAGUGCUCACCAACACAGGUCUACUGCAGUGCCUGCUCUUUGGAUCCAUCACAUCAGCAGUGGAUUCUGCUGCUGUAUUUGAGAAGAUCCAAAUGAAAGACAUCUUGCACAUCCUGCUGUUUGGCGAGUCAAUCCUGAGCGAUGCUGUAGCUGUGGUAUUGUAUCAUCUGUAUCAUGAAUUCCAUGUUACUGCCUCAGUGACAUUCAUGAAGGUCUUCCUGGGAGUCAUCGCUUUCAGUUUAGCUGGACUGGGUGGCAUCCUAGUUGGAUCUUGCUACGGCAUCCUCACUGCCUUCACCACACGCUUCACCUCCAAUACGGGCAUCGUUGAGCCUCUUGUGGUUUUUUUGUUUUGCAACUUGGCCUACCUGUCAGCUGACAUGUUCAACCUCUCUGGCAUCAUUGCGUUGAUAUCAUGCUGUGUUGUGAUGCGACCCUUUGUCCAGGCUAACAUUUCCUGCGAGUCCGAAAUGACUAUAAAAUAUUUUUUAAAGAUGUGGAGCAGGUUUAAUGAAAGCCUUAUUUUUAUUUUUGUGGGAGUGGUCACGGUUGCUGGACCUCAAGUCUGGAACUGGACCUUCAUCACUCUCACAGUAAUUCUGUGUGUUGUUGCACGGGUCAUAGCUGUUGUUGGUCUGACCUUUCUGACCAACAAAUUUCACAGUGUCAAGCUGACCAAGGAGGAUCAGUUCUUAUUUGUCUGCAGUGGCCUGCGAGGUGGCGUCGCGUUCUUCCUCGCUUUUCUACUGGAAAAGGACCACUUUCCAGAGAAAGAAAUUUUUGUCACUGCCAUUAUCACUGUGAUUUUCUUCACCAUCUUUGUUCAGUGCAUGGCCAUCAAACCCCUGAUGAAGCUGCUGGCGGUGAAGAAAAACCAACUUGCCACUGAUCAAGAGAUCCGCACCCAGGUCUUUCACCGUCUAGGCCUGCAUAUUGAUGGUGUCUGUGGAGACAACGGGCAUCACCACAGGAUGGACAAACUGAAGCAAUUCAGUGACCUGUAUUUAAAGAAGUGGCUGAUUGCGGGUGAAGGCAAGAUGGAGGAGCAGGAGGAGAGUGGAGGGGGAACAGAGCUGCCUUCUGCUGUGCCUUCCACUGUUUCCAUGCAGAACAUCCAACAGCUGUCUGAAGGACAGUAUCAAGAGAUCCAUGAAUCUCUACAGAAUUUAUGGAUUCUGCUUCAGAGGACACGGCAGAGGCAGGUGGAGACUGGAGGGGGAACUGAGCUGCCUUCCACUCUUUCCAUGCAGAACAUCCAACAGCUGUCUGAAGGAGAGUAUCAAGAGAUCCAUGAAUCUCUACAGAAUUCAUGGAUUCUGCUUCAGAGGACACGGCAGAGGGCUGAGCGGAUGAGAAAGGAGGAGGCCGACGCUCAGAGAAAGGCUGAUGAUGAUGCCAAGAAGAUAGCAAAAUGAGAAAAAGGAGAACAGAGAAGAGGCAAGAAGCAGACUGAAAGAGAAAAGAAGAAGAAGGUUCUUGCAGAGAGAUGCAAACCCGUGAACAUCGAUAAUCUCAGCGAUGACAAGCUGAGGUAACCCAAAGGGGAACAAAUGAGGGAAACACACAGAAGAUAUUUGUUUUGGUUUUCACUGUUCUUUUCAAUUCAGUUCAAUUCAGUUUUUUUGAUAUAGCUCCAAAUCACAUCAACAGUUGCCUCAAGGCAGGUUUAUUCUGGUUUAUUAUUAGU